Messenger RNA from Ipomoea triloba (trilobed morning glory), 3185 nucleotides. Its product is annotated as kinase-interacting protein 1. The transcript is spliced from 2 exons. Gene Ontology annotation, molecular function: actin binding. The record is from RefSeq and is a predicted model, not a curated record. NCBI's taxonomy places the organism in Eukaryota, Viridiplantae, Streptophyta, Magnoliopsida, Solanales, Convolvulaceae. Bases 1 to 3159 code for a protein of 1052 amino acids.
AUGUUACAAAGGGCUGCAAGCAAUGCCUACUCAUGGUGGUGGGCAAGCCACAUUAGGACUAAGCAAUCCAAAUGGCUUGAAGAGAGCCUUCAAGAUAUGGAGGAAAAGGUGUUUCACAUGGUGAAGCUCAUUUCUGAAGACGGAGACUCGUUUGCAAAAAGAGCAGAGAUGUACUACAAGAGACGGCCGGAGCUUAUAAACUUCAUCGAAGAAUCUUAUCGCGCUUUUAGGUCGUUGGCGGAGAGGUACGACAAGUUAUCCAAGGAUUUGCAGAGCGCAAACCAUACUCUAGCCACUCUCUGCCCUGAACAAUUUCAGAUGGAGAUGGAUGAAGACGAGGAGUUCGGCUCACCUAAAGCCCGCCGGAACUUCCGGCCAGUCCAGCGCCCGGGGACGAACAUCCCGAAGGCGCCGGCUAAGAAACUGAAAGUGGUUAUAACAACCGCGGCCGUGUCUAACAAACUGCAGCCGAAGAAACCGGAGACGCCGGAGAUUGUGAAGAAAACUACUCCGAAAUCGGGACUGACGAUGAACCAAGCAACCGAGGAGAUCGAUAAGCUGCAGAAGGAGAUUCUGAAGCUGCAAACCUCGAAGGAGUUCGUGAAGAAUUCGUUCCAGAGCGGGCAAGCCAGGUACAAGGGGAUGGAGAAUCAGAUCGAUGAAAUGCAGCAGAGAGUGUGCAAAUUGCAGGACGAAUUCGGGGUGAGUAAGGCGAUCGAGGACGAGGAGGCGCGGACUUUGAUGGCGGAAACCGCGCUGAAAUCAUGCCGAGAAACCCUAGCGGAGCUGCUGGAGAAGCAGGUGAGAGCCGCGAGAGAGGCGAAAGAAGAAUACAAGAAGCUUGAAGACGCUCGCAAGAGGAUGAAUUCUCUCGAGAUUCCGGAUCUUUUUAAUCAGAAGACGGAAUCAAGCGAAAAAGGCACUAGUGACCUGGUUUACAAGUCAGAAACCUCGAGAAAAGAAGUGAGUGAAGCCAUAGAAUCAUUGCAGGAGAAAAUCAAGGAACAGCUUGAUGGAAACUCCAUUGAAUCUCUCACUGUGACUCAACUAGUAGAGAAGAUUGACGGGCUUGUGAAUAAAGUGGUAAACAUGGAAACUACAGUUUCUACUCAGACAAUUCUGAUAGACAGAUUGAGAGGAGAAGCCGUUGAUUUCCAGAAAAAGAUUAAGAACUUUGAGGAGGUCAACAAGGCAACAACAACAGUCUCCAAAGAAAAUCUCACCACCCAAGUAGAGGAUAUAGAGAAAAGGUGGAAUGAUAUCAGGAAUAUAAACCAAGAUCUUGAAAACCACAACAGCACCCUCAGGACUAGCAUUGCUGAAGCACGCUGCAAUCUUGAUCAAUUGUCUGAGAAACUGAAUACUGUGAAAUCAGACGAGGAAGACGAAGAGGAGGAGGGUACAGAUUCACCACAAAGUGAAGCCGAGUCCCUUUCUGAAUUCGAUCCAAAGGAAAAUAUUGAAAAGAAAGCAGAAGAUCCUCUGGGUUCAGGCGAUCAUUCUUUAACUUCAACCUCCAGUGCCUCCUCUGUAACAGGAGGAGAGCAAGAAGUUAAAACAGAAGCUGAAAAGCAAGAUCCCAAUGCCUCCUCUGUAACAGGAGGAGAGCAAGAAGUUAAAACAGAAGCUGAAAAGCAAGAUCCCAAUGCAGCUGCUACUGUUGCUAAAAAAGAAGAGGAAGAUGCAGCAUCAAAGAAAAUUGAGGAGACUCUGGAUAAAGCAGCACCAAAGAAAAUUGAGAAGACUCUGGAUAAAUUUGCAUCAAAGAAAAAUGAGAAGACUCUGGAUAAAUUUGCAUCAAAGAAAAAUGAGAAGACUCUGGAUAAAUUUGCAUCAAAGAAAAAUGAGAAGACUCUGGAUAAAUUAGGAUCAAAGACAAUAGAGAAGACUCUGGAUAAAUUAGGAUCAAAGACAAUAGAGAAGACUCUGGAUAAAUUAGGAUCAAAGACAAUAGAGAAGACUGGGAGUAAAGCAGCAUCAAAGAAAAUUGAGAAGACGGAGACGAGUACUUCGCCUCAAUCUGGAGAUAGUGAUUCGAGGAAGGAAGCAGAAAUAAUCAUGGAUAACGAAGAUGAUGCAGACUGGCGGGAGGCAUUGUUGAACGGGAUGGGGGACAAAGAAAGAGCUAUGCUAAAAGAAUAUAAAACGGUUCUCAGGAGUUAUAAAGAGCUGAAGAAGAGGCUGGCAGAAAUGGAGAAGAAAGAUAGGGACUGCGAGUUUGAAUUCACAUUGCAGAUUAGGGAGUUGAAAACUGCAAUUGCAAAGAGGGAUGAAGAGAUUCACCAAUUACGUCAAAAGGUGAAUGCUGACAACAAAGAAUCAAAGGAAGUGAAGCCACCACCACCAGCACCUGUUCUAACUGCAAAAGCACCAGAAUCAAGAACCCAGUCCUCAGAAGAUGAGGAUAAUGAUGAUGAUGAAUAUGAUGACUUCAAGAUACCCACCAUGCAUAAACCUGCGCUCUCCCCCGUAGAAGAAAAGCUCCGGAUGGAAAUUGAUGCAAUACUAGACGAAAAUCUGGAGUUCUGGCUAAGGUUCAGCUCCUCGUUUCAUCAGGUACAGAAAUUCAAGACAACAGUCCAGGAUUUGCAGCAUGAACUAUCCAAAGUCAAACAAAAGAAAUCAACGCAAGAAAACUGUGUUGAGACACAAGAUCUCAGAACAGAGGUCCGCCCAAUAUUCAAACACCUUAGGGAGAUACACACCGAACUUACAGUAUGGGUAGACCAAAGCGUGGCACUGAAGGAUGAACUUAAGCGCAGGUCAUCAUCUCUGUAUCACAUCCAGGAGGAAAUCACGAAAGCUCUGAAAGAAGGAGUUGAAGGCGAAGAAAUCCAAUUCAGCAGUCACCAAGCUGCAAAGUUCCAAGGUGAAGUCCUGAACAUGAAGCAAGAAAACAACAAAGUCAGUGAGGAACUGCAAGCAGGAGUGGAUCAUGUAACCAUACUUCAAUUGGAUGUGGAGAAGACACUCAAAAGGCUGGGCCAGGAGUUUGGGCUUGGUGGAGGUAAACCAAACUUGACACACUCAACAAGUAAAAAUAAAAUUCCUCUAGGCUCAUUCAUUUUUGGAAACAAACCCCCCAAGAAACAGAAGAAAUCUGUUUUUGGAUCCUUUAAUCCCAACAAAAAGUACCAGGGCUUGAAAGAGCUGUUAUAGAUCUUUCUUGAUCUAUUAAUUUUUUC